Pomacea canaliculata is the source of this 3657-nucleotide messenger RNA. Its product is annotated as receptor-type tyrosine-protein phosphatase kappa-like. Gene Ontology annotation, biological process: protein dephosphorylation. The transcript is spliced from 16 exons. The coding region runs from base 899 to 1909 and encodes 336 amino acids. Lineage: Eukaryota; Metazoa; Mollusca; Gastropoda; Architaenioglossa; Ampullariidae. The record is from RefSeq and is a predicted model, not a curated record. Gene Ontology annotation, molecular function: protein tyrosine phosphatase activity.
CUUCGGUGAGUUCUUCCGCCAUGUAUGAAAACCCUCAUCACUUAGCCACGCAGCGAACAACUCUACCGAAAGAAGGAAACAUCGAGAAAGAUCGAUGUCAGGGACGGCGACAGAAGGGGGAUGGACACAGAGGAAGCUGACGAGGACGCAGAAGAAAAUUGCGAGGCGGGGAAGAACUGUACGCUAAAGUCUCGAAAUUCCACGGAGCUGACGUGAGUCUCAAGUCUCUGAGCAAAUACGUUACGGAAAGACUGCGCAGCAAAAAACUGUAUGAAGAGUUUUCGAACCUUCCCCCUGGUCUGAUCCACGACUGCAGUAUCGGCAAGAUGAGCGAGAACCGCUAUAAAAACCGAUUUAAUAGCAUCCUACCCUAUGAUUUCAACCGUGUUGUUCUUCAAAAGGUUGAUGGAGAGGAUGCUUCUGAUUACAUUAACGCCAGUGUCAUACAGGGUUACAAGCAAAGCAAAGGCUAUAUCGCAGCUCAAGCACCGAGAGACAACACAGUGGACGACUUUUGGCGGAUGGUGUGGCAAGAGCAGGUUAUCCAGAUAAUCAUGUUGACAAACCUUAGUGAGAACAAAAAGAACAAGUGCUGCCACUAUUGGCCGGAAGUGAAUGAGAGAAGACUUUACGGACACGUGGGAGUGAAAUGCAUUGAGGAAGAACAGAGAGCGUUUUACGUCAUCAGAACUUUUGACGUCAGAGUGAACAACACAACCCGCCAUGUGGAGCAAUAUCAGUACACGAGCUGGUUGGACCAUUCUGUUCCAUCUGCCAUCCACCUCGUCGACUUCUGGGCGAUGUCAAAGCACGAGCACCCCGCAACUCGUCCUCACCUCCCCUUGUACACUGCAGUGCUGGAGUGGGUCGAACAGGAACCUACAUUGCACUGGACUUGAUGAUAGAGCAUGCGCGUCACGAGAGUAAAGUCAGCUUCUUCAAGACGGUUAAGCGCUUGAGAGAUGAUAGAUGCUCGAUGGUACAAAACAAGGACCAGUACACGUUCUUGCACGAAGCAGUGCUCGAGGCUUACAGCAGAGAGAAGGCUGUACUUGAUUUGACCUCUUUUGACCUGGCCUUCCCAAGCCGCAUCGUGCCCACUAAAUCCAACAAACGGAUCGACAAAGAGUUUAAGACUGUACAACACAUGCGUGAACUCCUGGAGCCGCAUACACACCACACCGCCUCUCUGGAAGAAAACAGAUCCAAGAACCGUAACCCAUACGCUCUACCUGCUGACCAGCACCUGGUGUUUCUGGCCCCACAAGAACAAGACAGAGAUUCCUAUAUAAACGCCGUCUACAUGCCGACCAUGUUGAACGCACGUGGCUGUGUGCUGACGCAGCAUCCUCUGCCUGAAACAGUUAAAAACUUCUGGAGACUGGUGGAUACCUGUGGAGUCACCAGCAUCGUCUUUCUUGGAGAGACUCUAACAUCGUUCUGGCCAAUGAAAACUGGAGAGACAAUUAAAAUUGACCCCUACACUCUAUCCCUAUCACAUGUAGAACAACAGGGAGCAAGUCUCACCUGUUAUUAUCUGAUGUUCCAGAACAAGCACGAAGCCCGAGAAGUGCGGUUGCUUCACUAUCAAGACUGGAAGUCCAAGCUACCCGCCAACACAGUUGACCUCCUGCAACUGAUCGUCACCCUGGUAGACACCAUGAAGGGCAAGGGACAGGGCCCUCUCCUCAUUCAAUGCUUUGAUGGAGCAGCUAGAAGCGGUCUGUUGUGUGCUGUGUGUGACAUGAUAAUACGACUCAUACAUCAUCGUGUGGUGGACGUGUACUCAGCUGUGCGGAGUGUGCACUAUGUCAGACCUCAAGCCGUGACAUCCGUGGAGGAAUACCGCUUCUGCUACGAGGUGGCCCAGCAAUAUGAAUAUUCUAAUCGCGUUUAUGCUAACACAUAAACAACGAUUUCCCAACACACCAACACAUCACGACAGAAUAUGUUGUACAUGGACACCAGUCAACGACUUGAUCAACAACAGAAUUCGAACAAAGAACUAAAGGACUCUUGAGGACAAUGACGCCAACUCUUUAAAGUGUUAUCUUUACAUUGAUGUUGCUACCCUGGUGUUCGCGAAAUAUUAACUUUAAAAAAAAUCAUUACAUACUAUGUAUAACUAUUGGUGAAAAUAUGAUUACAGAUACAAAAAUUUGUUAAUUUAAAAAAAUCUCGCCUGCCUUAAUUCUUCUUAAUGCACCUCGUUUUUGCAAAAUAAAAAUAAAAUAGGUAUAUCCAAUUGAGGUUACAAAAUUAUUUCUAUACGCGGCUAUCUCUGGUCUCGUUAUUCAUGAUUGUUAUAUUUUGUUCAUCGUCUUUAUUCAACGACACGGGCUAAGGGAGGCUACUCUACUUGUACCUAUGAAGCUAAAGGUUUGUGGAGUUAAAUCCCUUUAUGAAUCUUGUUUUGGGCCAAGGGGGUGGUAACGUAAGCUUUAUGAUUUUUAGUAGGUUUAAAAUGUGGUCCGACAUUCACCAAAGGCCAGAUAAGAACAUUUAAGCCACAUACUAAAUGUGCUUUAAAGCUAACAGUGACUGCUGUAUACUCAUCGAUAUUCUGAUGACAUUAUCGCCAAAGUCUCGGGGCAAAGUGUGUUGACCACAGGAGAUGCGUAUAUAUGUACUAUUACAAGCUUUGAAAGAAAAGUGUCAUACAGUUGCUUUCUUUUAGUGGACCAUGCCAUGCAGAAUCCUCUUCUAGUAAACAGUACUGGGGAUAUGACCUUAGCUAACUCGAAUGAUUGAAGGCACGCGGUGCUUCAGCUAUCUGUUGAAGUUUUAAGUAUUUUUUAAUUGUUUGUGCCAGUUAAAUCGUAUAUGCCAGUGGUGUAGGACCCGAGUGUAAGAAGGAAAAGGACACCCCCUUCUUCUCACACAUGUUGUGUUGCUUUGUUAUUUACUGACAGAGUCUCUUACUCUCAUGUUAAUUAGGCAAUUAACUUACAUUAAUUCGUUUCGAAAUUAAGGUACGGUCUAUGGUCUUUCAGGUUUGGGGAUUAUGAUGUCAGCAGUAAGCAAACCAAACAUUAAUCCACUAACAUCAGUAGCUUACAGUAGUCAUCAGACAUUAACCAGAUGUUAGUUUGUAAAAUAGUAUAACGGGAAUUUCUGUGUGUGUGUGUGUGAGAGAGAGAGACUAAACAAUAAACUCGCCACAAAAACAAACCGAAUACAUAGACGCUGUCAGUAUGCGUGGAUAAUGGAUUGACUUUCUUUACUUUUAUUCUGAAGAAUACUUUGUAUACUAUGAAAGGCAUGUUCACCUUUUAAAAGUACAUAUCAAAGAUUAAUGGUGUGAUAAAACUUGGGUAUUCUCAUUAUUCGGUUAGCGCCAUUGUGUCAAAGUAGAUCACAGAACAUCGACACUCUUGACACCUGUAAAUAGGUUAUCAGCAAGCGGGUGUGUUUUCAAAACAUUGUUCUCGAAGGCGGAUUUGUGAACUGAAUAAAGGACCCUAGCUCUUUUGAGGUUAAUUGUAUCCAGGUACAUACAGACAUUAAGACCAAUGUGUAAAUCCAUAUAUAGGCGAGCGGACUGAUUAUAAUAUGUGAUAGUAGAGAUGACCUACCAAGACAUGUACGGACAAAGUAUAUAUGUUUCCUUCUGUGUUUCUAAACAAUGGAACUCUCUUCCGUACCACAUUCGUUAUU